CAGUUUCUAUUACGGCUGUGUAAAUUCGUGACUCUCGCAAAUUUAUUCUCGAUUAAAAUAUGUUUUUAUUGCUCUUAAUUGCCGUUUGUACACUUAUAGUUUUCUAUAUAAAAUGGAAUUACACAUAUUGGCAACGCAAAGGCUUUCCUUAUCAUGAGCCCAAAAUCCCAUUUGGUGUAUUAGAUGGAGUACGUAAGCGUGAAGUUUCAUUGGGCACUGCCGUCUACGAUGUUUAUCGCACCACCAAACACAAAGUGGUUGGCAUCUAUCUAAUGACGCGACCCGCUUUGUUGGUACGCGAUGCUCAAUUGGCAAGGGAUAUAUUGGCGAAGGAUUUCGAAAGCUUUCACGAUCGUGGCAUACAUGUAGACGAUGAAAAGGAUCCUCAAUCGAGUGGUGGUCUCUUCUUUUUAAAGGGACAGGAUUGGAAAAACCUGCGAGUCAAGUUGACUCCUUCAUUCACGUCUGGUAAAUUGAAGGCGAUGUUUGGUACGGUGGAGGAUGUCAGCGAUAGAAUGGUAGAUUAUUUGAAUGCACAAUUGCCAGACGAGGGUGCAAAAGAUUUAGAAAUAAAAGAAGUAAUGAACACCUACGCUAUAGAUAUCAUUGCAUCAGCGAUGUUUGGAUUGGAAGUAAAUAGCUUCGUAAAGCCAAAUAAUGGAAUACUAAACGUCAGCAGCAAAAUCAACGAGCCUACGUUUGGAAGUGUGGUGCGCGGGACUUGCCAGUUUUUAUAUCCCAGCUUAGAGAAACUGUUCAUCCGUUUGGGUUGGCGAGAGGAAGCUUACGACAUGAUGAGGGAAAUCGUAAAACGAACUGUACAAAUGCGUGAGGAGCAAAAUAUUACACGAAAAGAUAUGCUUCAAUUGUUAAUGCAAUUGCGCAACAAAGGUCAAAUAAGCCCUGAUGACAAUGACUGGUCAGCAAUUCAAGCAGAUGCAUCAAAGCAUAUGUCCAUCGAUACUAUCGCCACGAAUCUAUUUCUAUUCUAUGUGGCUGGUUAUGAAACGACUGCCUCCAGCGUCUCUUUUACCGCCUUUGAGUUGGCACAAUAUCCAGAGGCGUUGGAAAAGGCCCAGCGCGAUGUUGAAGAAGCACUACAAAAACAUGAUAAUAAGUUUACAUAUGAAGCGAUUCAGGAUAUGAAAUACUUAGAUCUCUGUGUAAUGGAAACAAUUCGCAAAUAUCCCGGCUUGCCAAUCCUUAAUCGUCAAUGCACUCACGACUAUCCCCUACCGGAUAGUAAUUUAGUGAUAAAAAGUGGUACACCUAUAAUUAUUUCGCUAUUGGGUUUACAUCGUGAUGAAAAAUAUUUCCCUGAUCCUAUGCGUUGGGAUCCGGAGCGAUUUAUUGAUAAGAAUUAUGAUCCUGUGGCCUAUAUGCCAUUCGGCGAAGGUCCCAGACAUUGCAUUGCACAACGUAUGGGCAAAGUAAACGCAAAAGUUGCCUUAGCAAAAUUACUGCUGAAUUUCAAUAUCGAAUUAGAUCCAGUUCGAAAAGAAAUCGAAAUUGCCAACUUUGGUAUACCAAUUGUGGCCAAAGGUGGCAUACAUGUGCGAUUGUCAACGAAAAAAUCAACACAGCGCGCUUAAGUUAUAUUUUCUGACGAUUUAUUCCUUAAAAUAAAGUAAUAAAUAUAUUUGUGAUAUAUUUACUAUAUUAAGUUACAAAAGCAAAAGAAAAUAACAAGAUUCUUCACUUCAUUGAUUACGUAACGGUAAGUAAUUGCAUCAUCAUGCAAAUAUGGCAACCAGAAAGUCUGCGUAUAGUUCCAAAACGAACAGCCGAGAUCGUCAAGCUUUGCAGAAUGUUCCAAAAUACCCUAACAGUCGCCCGAUCUCAAUCCUAUUGAACAUCUGUGCGAUCUAUUAGAAAAACGAAUCUAAGCAUGUAAUAACAAGUAAAGAGAGUUUGCGAAAUGUUAUGCGAAGAUAACAACUGAGGAAGCAGAGAAGUUAGUAAACUUAAUGCCAAAUAGAUUGAGUGAAGUCCUAGAAAAUCGUGACUAUCCAACAAAAUAUUAAUUUUCGUUUUUGUAUAUUAAUUAUAAAGUUUUUCCAAUAUGUUUUAAAACUGUUAUGUUGUUGCAGCAUAAACAUUCUCUAUACAUAUCCAUACAGGGAAUGCUGCUGAAGUGACAGUCCUUGGCCGGAUAUGAAUCCGGGUCGUUCCGAUUACGUAGAACCGACUGUCGUGGGAACGACAUGUUGAUUUACAUGUUGCUGCAAUUGCUUACCGUUAUGUAAACAAUAAACUGAGGUACAGUGCACUCGCGAUAACUCGAACUAAUUCAAACAGGCGCUGUUCGAUUUAUCGAAUUUGUUCGACUUAUCAAUUGAGUGUGCUAUGUUAAAAAAACAGUCAUCGAUAUCGAUUUUUCGAUCGAUUGUUGAAAAUGGAAGCCAGUAGAAAAUUUCUGUAGUAUAGUUUCGUUAUACGAAUUACAUUUUGGUCCAUUGGCUGGAUCAAUGGUGUCGCAUUCGGCGGCAUAAACAUAGUUAAAAUUAAACCAUCCUCGGACUUUAAUUCGAUUUCGUUGGGAUGUGAUUGGGCAUUAUCAAUUAGAAGAAGAGCCUUCUCAGGUAGUCCCCCAUCUUUCAAAUAUUUUCUUACCUAAAUAUUAAAGUCAUUUAACUUGGUUAAAAAAAUUGUUUUAAUGAAUCUGGAUUUUACCUGCGGCACGAACGAAUUAUGAAACCAGUCUUUGAAAAUCGCCGAAGUCAUCCAGGCUGAUUUGGAAUUUUUGUACUCCACCGGACAGUUAAAAUUUUUGAAAACACGAGGAUUUCUUACUUUGUCAAUAACGAGAAGUUUAAGCUUAUGGUUGCCGGUAGCGUUAGUGCAAGCCAUAAAUUGCCUUAUCUUUCUUUUUUAUAAGACUUAUGGUGGACUUGGCUACCCCAUAUUCCUUCGCUAGAGAAGUAACACUACGUCCACGUUUAAUUUUGUUAAGGACUUCAGCCCUCUCUUUUAAUGUUAAACACUUCAACCUUUUACGAUCCAUUACUCACGUGCACUGAUACACCACAAAUGACAAAUUUA
Messenger RNA from Anastrepha obliqua, 3042 nucleotides. It is a transcript of the gene Cyp6d5, whose product is annotated as probable cytochrome P450 6d5. The record is from RefSeq and is a predicted model, not a curated record. Bases 60 to 1592 code for a protein of 510 amino acids. NCBI's taxonomy places the organism in Eukaryota, Metazoa, Arthropoda, Insecta, Diptera, Tephritidae. Gene Ontology annotation, molecular function: iron ion binding; oxidoreductase activity, acting on paired donors, with incorporation or reduction of molecular oxygen; heme binding. The transcript is spliced from 5 exons.